AUGGAGGGGUUCGCCCGAAAGUUGCAAAAUCUACAAGACCAACUUGAGGGGAAGAUUAGACCAUCCGCUGAGAACAUAUUAACCUCUUCACCAUUCACGGCGGAGAUAGUGGAUUAUAAGGCUCCCUCGGAUAUAAAAAUUCUCGAACAUGCUACCUAUGAUGGGACGGGAGACCCGCGAGAGCAUUUGGUCAGUUACCAAGCUAAGAUGCAGAAAGAGAUACAAACCAUAGAGGGGUUGGAUGAGCAGGUGGCCAUCACCUUCUUCAUAGAAUCUCUCCGUGCGGGGAAAUUGUUCAUUGACCUCCACAAUGACAAACCAAAAACAUACGUUGAGGCCAUUCAGCGAGCGAGUCGGCAAGCAGAUACCAAGGAAGCGGUGAAACCAAAGCGACAUAAUGAAGCUGCCGAAUCAAGCUCCAAGAAACCCCGACCGGACCCAAGAGGUCGGACCGAACACGAACGUUCCAGCCGACCAGAAGGGAGAUGGGCCCCUGAAAGAGCGGGUGCUCCCCCCUAUCGGCCUACUGUCGCCCAAUCGGUCCAAGAGGAAAAACGUUCCUUGCCUCCCCCUCCACCUCUAAAGCCCGGAGAUCAACCCGAGAUCCUGCCACUCGAAGAAGCUCCUUCGAAGUAUUGUCGAUAUCAACGAUCGGCUACCCACACCACGGAGGAGUGUUCUUACUUGAAAAACGAGAUAGAGACGCUAAUUCAGAAGGGUGCCCCGCCCCCGCCGAAUCAGUGGAGGCGGUGUCCGCGUCAAGAUAGAUCGGAAUCACGAAAUGACCGAGGAAAACAACCUGUCUUUGAGGAAGAGGAGGCGAAUUGGAAGCAUAACAAGCCCGUCAUCAAUAUGAUUGGGGGAGGUCCAGAAGGGGGAGAUUCUUCAAGCUCAUGUAAGGCUUGGGCUCUGAAGAAGGUGUGUCGAGAACUGAUAGUGUUUACAGAUGAAGAUUUACCCAGAGGCCAGUUUCCUUAUCGUGAUGCCCUGGUUACUGCAAUGGACGUGAAUGGUACUAUCAUCCGGAGGGUUCUAGUAGACACUACCAACAGUGUAAACGUCCUCUACCUCGAAGUAUUUAAUAAGCUGGAAUUGGAGCGUGACAAGUUGAUACUUGUAAAGACUCCCCUGGCCGGAUUCACUAGGGAUUCGGUGGAGUCAGAAGGAUCGAUUCGCCUAUCUAUCGAGAUUGGCAUAUACCCGAAUCUUCGGAAUGUUGAGAUGGAGUUUGUGGUGGUAGAUCUAUCCUGCUCUCACAACAUGAUACUAGGUCGACCCAACUUGGAGGACUUAGGGGAGCUCAUCUCCAUCGACCACCUUUGUCUAAAGUUCCGAACUCUGAACGGAAUAGGGGUCGCGCGAUGCGACCAGAAAGUGGCGCCCUGUGAUACAAAAGAAAAGGUACAUUUUCGCUUAUCAAAGGGAGUUCAUCAAAAAAGAAGUCGAGACCCUGAUGGCUACUCGCGACAUUCGAGAGGUGAAAUAUCCCAAUUGGCUUGCCAAUGUGGUGCUUGUUCCAAAGCCGCCCGCAUGGCGAAUGUGCGUCGAUUAUACGAAUCUCAAUAA
Messenger RNA from Ipomoea triloba (trilobed morning glory), 1566 nucleotides. RefSeq lists its product as uncharacterized. The record is from RefSeq and is a predicted model, not a curated record. NCBI's taxonomy places the organism in Eukaryota, Viridiplantae, Streptophyta, Magnoliopsida, Solanales, Convolvulaceae. The transcript is spliced from 2 exons. The coding region runs from base 1 to 1566 and encodes 521 amino acids.